AUGGACAACUUGUUCUUGAGUGCCGGAUUUGAGAGCUCGGCCGAAAGUGUUCUCUCGACUGGAAACGGCAAGCGAGUGCGCGGACGUGAAGCCAAUGUGUACGAUGCUGUCGCAGGCCGCGUCACUAUCAACAGUGCCCUAGCCGACGCUGAAAACCCCCGUUACCGCACCGGGCGUCGCCACAGCGCGCUCGCGGACCGCUAUUUUUCCUCACGCAACCCGCGCCUGGCACCUGACCACGUGCUCUUCCGCCGCAGGCAUGCCCCGCCCCGCUACCACGAGUAUGACAUCUACUGGGCCCAUGAGGACCUGCCUCACUAUGGCCAGGGUCUACUGCCAGAAAGCAACUUGCUGAGGUCGAUACAUGCCUAUACGAGCCGCUUCUAUGAGGCUACGGCUGCUCGGCUUGGGCCGAGCUGUUUCGUGGGCAGGAGAACGAUCGAUGAGAGGAGCAUGGAUGAGACUGCCCUGUUGGCGUUUGGGAUUUUGUUGGAGGAGGCUGCAUGUGAGGUGCUGGGAAAGAGGGGUGACUUGGUUUUCACCGAGCCUGUUACCAACGAGAAGCAGCCGCAGGAUGGAGGUGCUGCAGCUGGACAUCGAGUUCCUCAACGAUCGGCUAUCGGUGAAGAGAGCGGUGUUGAGAUUAUGCCAGAGGGCACCAAGCGGGCAAAGAAGCGGCGAAAGGUUGAGCAGGAGGAUUCAGAAACAUGA
This is a messenger RNA of Thermochaetoides thermophila DSM 1495, 711 nucleotides long. RefSeq lists its product as uncharacterized. Gene Ontology annotation, molecular function: RNA polymerase I cis-regulatory region sequence-specific DNA binding. The transcript has 2 exons. Gene Ontology annotation, cellular component: RNA polymerase I upstream activating factor complex. Bases 1 to 711 code for a protein of 236 amino acids. Lineage: Eukaryota; Fungi; Ascomycota; Sordariomycetes; Sordariales; Chaetomiaceae. Gene Ontology annotation, biological process: nucleolar large rRNA transcription by RNA polymerase I. The record is from RefSeq and is a predicted model, not a curated record.